Messenger RNA from Mandrillus leucophaeus (drill), 1499 nucleotides. It is a transcript of the gene KLK3, whose product is annotated as kallikrein-related peptidase 3. Lineage: Eukaryota; Metazoa; Chordata; Mammalia; Primates; Cercopithecidae. The coding region runs from base 38 to 898 and encodes 286 amino acids. Gene Ontology annotation, biological process: proteolysis. Gene Ontology annotation, molecular function: serine-type endopeptidase activity. The record is from RefSeq and is a predicted model, not a curated record. The transcript is spliced from 7 exons.
CCAAGCUCACCGCCUGCACCUGGAGAGCUGUGUCACCAUGUGGGUCCUGGUUGUCUUCCUCACCCUGUCCGUGACGUGGAUUGGCGCUGCACCCCUCAUCCUGUCUCGGAUUGUGGGAGGCUGGGAGUGUGAGAAGCAUUCCCAACCCUGGCAGGUGCUUGUGGCCUCUCGUGGCAGGGCAGUCUGCGGGGGUGUUCUGGUGCACCCCCAGUGGGUCCUCACAGCUGCCCACUGCAUCAGGAGCAACAGCGUGAUCUUGCUGGGUCGGCACAACCCGUUUUAUCCUGAAGACACGGGCCAGGUGUUUCAGGUCAGCCACAGCUUCCCACACCCGCUCUACAACAUGAGCCUCCUGAAGAAUCGAUACCUCGGGCCAGGUGAUGACUCCAGCCACGACCUCAUGCUGCUCCGCCUGUCAGAGCCUGCCGAGAUCACAGAUGCUGUGCAGGUCGUGGACCUGCCCACCUGGGAGCCAGCGCUGGGGACCACGUGCUACGCCUCAGGCUGGGGCAGCAUCGAACCGGAGGAAAACUUGACUCCAAAGAAACUUCAGUGUGUGGACCUCCAUAUUAUUUCCAAUGAUGUGUGUGCGCAAGUUCACUUUCAGAAGGUGACCAAGUUCAUGCUGUGUGCUGGAAGCUGGAUGGGCGGCAAAAGCACCUGCUCGGGUGAUUCUGGGGGCCCACUGGUCUGUGACGGUGUGCUUCAAGGUAUCACGUCAUGGGGCAGUCAACCAUGUGCCCUACCCCGAAGGCCUUCCCUGUACACCAAGGUGGUGCGUUACCGGAAAGGGGAUCAAGGACACCAUCGCAGCCAACCCCCUGAGUGCCCCCGUCCCACCCCUACCUCUAGUAGAUUUAAGUCCACCUCACGUUCUGGCAUCACUUGGCCUUUCUGAAUGCUGGACACCUGAAGCUUGGAACUCACCUGGCCAAAGCUUGAGCCUCCUGAGUCCUACUGACCUGUGCUCUCUGGUGUGGAUUCCAGGGCUGCUAGGAAAAGGAAUGGGCAGACACAGGUGUAGGCCAGUGUUUCUGAAAUUCGUGUAAUUUCAUCCUCUCCUUCGGAACACUGGCUGUGUCUGGAGACUUCUCACUCAGUUUCAGUGAGGACACACACAAGGACGCGGGUGACCAUGUUGUUUGUGGGGUGCAGAGACGGGAGGAGUGGGGCCCACCCUGGAAGAGCGGACAGUGACACAAGGUGGACACUCUCUACAGAUCACUGAACAUAAGCUGGAGGUACAACGUACGAGGCACGCGCACAGCAAGGAUGACACUGAAAACGUAACCCACUCUGUCCUGGGAGCACUGGGAAGCCUAGAGAAGACCGUGAGCAGAAAGAAGGGGAGGGUCCUCCUGUGUUGUUGAGGGAGGGACUAAGGGGAGAAACUGGAAGCUGAUUAAUUACAGGAGGUGUGUUCAGGUUCUCCAGCCACCGUCAGAUUUCAUGAUUUCCUAGCAGGACUUCCAGAAAUAGAGAGCCAUCAUGCCGUGGUU